AUGGAGUGUCUAGCUCACAGGGUUCCAGCGCCUGUCGCGCUCGCGAACCCCAAGGUCGAGCACAGGCUUCCUGCUGCUUCCGCGUCGCUCAAGUUCGCCGCUAGCCCCACUCUCGGUAACCAGCUCGUUGCGAAAACUCGUCAAGCUGCACGUGCGAGCCAGUCGCAGCUUAGGCGAAGCACCCCUCGGUGCGAGGCUGCACCAGAAGGAGCUGCUCUUACAGCUCCUGAAAAGAAAUCCUCGAGCGACGAUACCAUCCAACAGUUUCUACAACGGGAUUACAAGUACGGGUUCGUGUCGAACAUCGAGAAUGUCCAGAUUCCCAAGGGAUUGACGGAGGAGACGGUGAGGCUGAUUUCGGCGAAGAAGAAGGAGCCGGAGUGGAUGCUGGAGUUCCGUUUGAGUGCGUUUCGACAAUGGCAGAAGAUGACCGAACCUGAGUGGUCGGACAAUCGCUACCCGAAAAUUGACUUCCAGGACGUGAUUUACUACUCCGAGCCGAAGCAGAAGGAGACGAAAGCCUCUCUCGACGAGGUCGACCCGGAGCUGCUGGCGACGUUCGACAAGCUCGGCAUCUCCAUCUCGGAGCAGAAGCGCCUCGCGAACGUCGCCGUCGACGUCGUCUUCGACUCCGUGUCCAUCGCGACGACCUUUCGCGAAGAGCUCGCGAAGGCCGGCGUCAUCUUCUGCUCCAUCUCCGAGGCCAUUCGCGAGUACCCGGACCUGGUCCGGAAGUACCUGGGGAAGGUCGUACCCGUCGCGGAUAACUACUACGCCGCUUUAAACUCCGCCGUUUUCAGCGACGGGAGCUUCUGCUACAUCCCUAAAGACACCAUCAGUCCCAUGGAGCUCAGCACGUAUUUCCGAAUCAACGCCAUGGAAACCGGUCAAUUCGAGCGGACCUUAAUUGUGGCGGAUGACCGGAGCUAUGUGAGUUACCUGGAGGGAUGCACGGCGCCGUCGUAUGAUAAGAACCAGCUGCACGCGGCGGUGGUGGAGCUGUGGACGGGCGAGGGCGCGGAGAUUAAGUACUCGACGGUGCAGAACUGGUAUGCCGGCGACAAGGACGGCAAGGGCGGGAUCUACAACUUCGUCACCAAGCGCGGGCUGUGCGAGGGCAAGAACUCCAAGAUCUCCUGGACUCAGGUUGAAACUGGGUCGGCCAUCACGUGGAAGUACCCGUCCGUGGUGCUCAAGGGCGACAACAGCUCCGGGGAGUUCUACUCCGUGGCGCUCACCAAUAACAAGCAGCAGGCUGAUACUGGCACCAAGAUGAUCCACGUGGGGAAGAACACGCGUAGCCGCAUCGUCUCAAAGGGCAUCUCGGCAGGGCAGUCGCUCAACUGCUACCGGGGGCUCGUGCAGGUGCAGCCCACGGCGCAUGGAGCACGCAACUACUCUCAGUGCGACUCCAUGCUCAUUGGGGAUAACGCUGGCGCCAACACGUACCCGUACAUCCAGGUGAAGGAUCCAACGGCACGGGUGGAGCAUGAGGCUUCCACGUCCAAGAUUGGGGAGGAUCAGCUGUUCUACUUCCAGCAAAGAGGCAUUGACGCCGAGAAAGCAGUGGGCAUGCUCAUCAGCGGCUUCUGCCGUGAGGUUUUCAACGAGCUUCCUCUGGAGUUUGCCUCAGAAGUCAACCAGCUCAUGAGCCUCAAGCUCGAGGGCUCCCACUCACCAUGCACCUCGAAUCCACCUCAUUCGCACUCGCUGGUCGUCGAUCUUAGCGAAGUUGCUGCAGUCCCCGCUACCAACGCGUACACAGAUUCGCUCCAUUAUGCUCCCUCCCGACUGGAGGCAUUCAGGAGGAAGAGGACUCGCGAGGAGAAGGAUCGGAGCGUUGGGAAGAAGAGGACCCAUGACGUGGAGGAGAAGGUUUUAAGAAUUCUCAAAAGUGAUUCCCAUGAGGUGGGGGAGAAGGUUGGGAAUGAGCAGAGAAGUGAGGCGCCUGGUAGAAAGGAGGCAUUCAGGGCAAAGAGGACCCGCAGCGUGGAGGAUCAGAGCGUUGGGAGAAGGAGAAUUCGUGGAGCGGAGGAGCAGACCGUAGGGAGACACGGCAUGGUCAAGUUGAAGGAAAAAAGGCACGAGGACGUACAGGUUAUGAAGCAGGGGUGUGAACCUACGCGGCAACGGCAUCAGCAGAAGAAAGGGUAUGAGCAGCAGCGCAGCUCACCAGCGGACGACACAGACAAUGGGCCACUCCCGUGGCGACAGCUGGCACCGGUCCACUUCCCCUCCCUGCUGCCCGUUCAGGAGAGAUGGAAAGGAGGAGGGAUGAGGGAGGGAGAAGGGAUGAGCUCUGAAGGGGAGGCUGGUGGAGUUGUGAGUGCGCGCAAGUGGGUGGCGGUGUGCUGCCCUCACAUGCCAGCGAGCCUCGUCCAUAAACUGUUCCGAAAGAGACUGGUGCGAGCCCUGUCUCCACCGGAUUCACCUUUCACCUUGAAUGCCUCACACGCACGUUCAAACAAGCUAUCGCGGGUAUCAGCCAGCCAAAUGCUCCUUCCAGGAACCAUCCUGUGCAUCCCAUCUUCUGUCCGACUGCACACCGAUUCGGAUGCAAACGCUGCAACAUUCGUGUCGAGCGAUGGCAAACGUGUUGCUCCCUCCUCCUCUUCCUUGCCACGUGGCAUUCAACCAGAGGAUAUCGAAUUGCUCCAGAAGUCUGUUCUGUUCAAGGAUGAGCACAUAAUCGCCAUCAACAAGCCGCCAGGCCUGCCCUCCCAGGUAGCCAUUUACAACCACAACAACCACUGCACCUGA
This is a messenger RNA of Closterium sp. Yama58-4, 2760 nucleotides long. Lineage: Eukaryota; Viridiplantae; Streptophyta; Zygnematophyceae; Desmidiales; Closteriaceae. The record is from the annotation of a GenBank genome assembly.